AUGGCCCGGUACCCAACGUCGACGCGCACCCUCUCCUUCGCCGUGCUUUUCUCCGCGUCACUAUGCAUCUCCUACGUUCUGUCGCAGAUCCGCAACACGACCAACACGGCCCCCACGCCCGUCGACUUUUCCGCGAGAAUAGUGGAAUUCGCCGCCGGAUACGACAAUGCCACCGACAUUUCAGGCGGUUCCCUUCUUCUGCCCAUUAACGACGGCUGGACUAACGCGCUCGCGGGCUACAAGACACUCAACCCGGCUGCGACAACCUCGUCGGACCCGGUUCUCGAGGCGCUCAGCACGGUGGUGUCCUCGUCGGGAUCCGUGUCGGCCCUCAACGGCAUGUCCGCCAAUGCCAAGAACGCGCUGUCGCGCCUCGCCAAGUUCAUGUCGAUCAGCCAAUGCAUUCAACCCACUGACAUGCAAACUGGCAACUACAAGAACGGUCGGUUCAGCUUUAGCACGGCUCUUAACCAGCCAAUUUAUCUCUACGCCAACGUCACUGGCUCCUUGACUGCCGCGGGCUUGGUUCACGUCUUCACUGGGACCGACCGCGGCACCGUCGACCCCACUACUUCCGCCAAGAAUGGACUCGUAGCGGGGAGUGACGCUGGGGGGCCGAAAGCAGUGGCGGAUGUGGCAGCCGCGUUUGGAAUGAGCAGCUCGAGCUUGAGUGGAUCCACUCAAGUGUUGGGCGACACCACGUCGUCGUCUGACAUGACCGCGAUUGUUGUGACCGACCCCGUGUUCCCCGCCACCAUGAGCUCGCUCACCAGCUCCGACCCCGUGCAACCAUAUGGCAAAGUUUUGCGGCCUGUCAUUGAUGCGCUGCUCGUGCUCCUUAAAGCUUUUUUUCCCUCCCUUCCCCCUCUCAAAUCACCCCCUUCUCACUCUCAAAUCCCCCUUUUCUCCCUCUCAUCCCUUCCCUUCUUCUCCCCCUCAUUUUCCGCCCUGCUCCCUCUCAUUUCUCCCUCUUCUCCCCCACAUGUCCCCCCCUUCUCCCUCUCAUUUCCCUCCCUUCUCCCUCUCAUUUCCUCCCCUUCUCCCCCUCAUUUCCCGCCCUUCUCCCUCUCAUUUCCCCCCUUUCUCCCCCAAAUGUCCCCCCCUUCUCCCUCUCCUUUCCCCCCCCUCUCCCUCUCAUUACCCCCCUCCCCUUCUCCCCCUCAUUUCCCCCCCUUCUCGCUCUCAAAUCCCCAUUUUUUCCCUCUCAUCCCCCCCCUUCUCCCCCUCAUUUCCCCCCUUGCUCCCUCUCAUCCCCCCCCUCUUCUCCCCCUCACUUCCCCCCUUUCUCCCUCUCAUUUCUGCCCUUGCUCCAUCUUAUUUCCCCCCUUGCUCCCUCUCAGCCCCCCCCCCCCCCUUCUCCCUCCCAUCUACCCCCGUUCUCGCCCUCAUUUCCCCCCCUUCUCCCUCUCUCAUUUCCCCCACUGCUCCCCUUCAUUUUGCCCCCUGCUCCUUCUCACUUCCACAUUUGCUCCCUCUCAUUUCCACCCUUGCCGCCUCUCACUUCCACCCUUGCUCCCUCUCAUUUUCCCUUUGCUCACCAUCAUUUCCCCCCCUGCACCCUCUCAUUUUCCCCCCUUCUCCCCCACAUGUCCCCCACUUUCUACCUCUCAGUUCACGUGUCCGGAUGCUGUGCAUGUUCACGACAUGCAGGUGGCACUGAAGCAGCAGCAGGAGGAGCAGGCGAGGAGGGAUGAGGAAGAGAGGCGGAGGGAGAGGGAGGAGGAGGAGGUGAGGAGGCUGCAGCGGCAGAUGGUGCAGAGGGCUAUACUCAUGCCCUUCUUUGGACCCCCGUUUCAAACCCCGCAGGUACUGUCUACCAAGCGGCCCACACUGUCUCGCUCCCAUCUGCUGCACACCAAUGCCAGGCAUGCAACAGCAGCAGGCAGCAUGUGCGGCAUCUCCUUGCUUAGUUGA
Molecule: messenger RNA, 1914 nt
Organism: Closterium sp. NIES-65
Lineage: Eukaryota; Viridiplantae; Streptophyta; Zygnematophyceae; Desmidiales; Closteriaceae
Source: the annotation of a GenBank genome assembly